AUGAACCCACAUGAAAGCCCUGAGCCAGAGCAACAAACUACAGCCAACACCGAUGGGAUCAACGAAUCAAAGCCUUCGGCAGCCCAGCUAGAGAACAUACAGGAAGCAAACCUCCAAAAGUUCAAGCUUUCCAAGAGUGGAGGCGACGUUGCCUUGGCACUCUUCGAAAACGUAGGCGAGAUCCGUGACCCUAUCGACCCGGAAGAGGACCGCAAACUCGUGCGCAAAGUUGAUUGGAUGAUUUUACCCUACAUUGCAGUCUGCUACGCCUUUUUCUACGGUACUGAGUACAACUGGCUGUCCUCGGUCUUCUACUUUGGCUUCCUCGUCUGGGCUCUUCCCACAAACUUCCUGCUGCAGAGAUUUCCCAUUGCAAAGUAUCUGGGAGCCAACAUCUUCGCAUGGGGAACAUUCCUAGUGCUCCAGGCCGUCGCGCCCAAUUUCACAGUCUUGGCCGUGCUGAGAGCCAUAAGCGGUGCAGCAGAGGCCUGCGCUGACCCUGCCUUCAUGAUCAUCACCAGCAUGUGGUACACCCGCCGGGAACAACCCAUCAAGGUCGGCCUCUGGUACACCGCCAAUGGCAUCGGCAUCGCCCUCGGCGGUCUCCUGGGCUACGGCAUUGGCAACAUCAAAGGAGCGCUCGCAUCAUGGAAGUACGAGUUCAUCAUCGUCGGUGCCCUUUGCUGCGCCUGGGGCAUCGUUAUCGCCGUCUUCCUCCCGGAUAAUCCCAUCACAAGCAAGACUCUCUCCCAGCGCGAGAAGAAAAUUGUGAUUGAACGACUGAGGGAGAAUCAGACCGGCGUCGAGAAUAAGAAGUUGAAGCUGUACCAGGUCCGGGAGGCAUUCGCAGACUUCAAGCUGUACUUCUUCUUCAUGAUUGCGCUGCUUCAGGCCAUUGUGAACGGGGGCACGUCGAACUUUGGGACGUUGAUUAUCAAGGGGUUUGACUUUUCCACGCUCAUUACUGCCGUUCUCCAAAUUCCCUAUGGGGUCCUCAUUUUCAUCGCCAUUCUGGCCUGCGUGUUCAUCAACGACAGGCUUCCUCCCAACAAUCGAUGCUUCAUGCUUGUCCUGUUCUUACUCCCCAACGUCGCGGGCGCAUUUGGACUACGAUUCGUGCCCGACGACCAGCGAGUCGCAAGACUUAUCUGCUGCUACUUGACCGGAUCCAUCAACGCUUCAUUCGUGCUCCUCCUCUCACUCCAAACAGCCAAUAUUGCGGGACACACCAAAAAGGUUGUCACGUCAGCCUGCCUCUUCCUGGGCUACUGCGUUGGAAACAUUGCUGGCCCAUUCAUUUACAAGUCCGACCAGGCACCCAAUUUACCACCCCGCCCGCCUUUUUUGUCUCUUCCUCUGGACCCCAGUGGUCCUCCAGGAAACGCAUGGGGUCUCUACGGCAAAGACGAUCGCUUAGGGGCGCUGAACCUUCUAACUCCAGCCAUCGUCGCCGCUGCAGCAGCAUCAGAGAUCCGGACCGGUGACCGCGUGUCGCUGGACUGGUCGCUAAACAACCCUUCGCAGCCGAGCUUCGACCGGGCGCCGUUUGAGUCGAAACUGGUCAACCGGGCGCAUCCCAACGGGGAGAAGCGGACGGUCAACGACGACAUCUUGCACUUCAACACGCAGUGCAGCAGCCAGUGGGACGGGUUCAGGCACUACGACGAAGGGUACCAGAAAGCCAAGCGGUACUACAACAACACGACUCAAGACGACCUGGAAAAUCCCGAAAAGAUCGGCAUCGAUGCCUGGGUCGAAAAGGGUGGCAUCGUCGGCCGGGGCGUCCUGCUCGAUUACGCAAGCUUUUGCGCCCGGCACGCACUCCCGCUCGACGCCUUCACAAGCAGCGACAUCACCCUCGAGCACCUGAAGCAGGUCGCCGCCGAGCAGAACGUCACCUUCCAGUCCGGCGACAUCCUGCUCAUCCGCUCGGGCUUCACGGCGGGCUACAACGCCAAAGACGACGCCGCGCAAAAGGCCGUCGCCGCUCGCGCUAGCUCCGACUUCCUCGGCGUCGAACCGACCAAGGACGUGCUGCGGUGGAUCUGGGAGACUGGGUUUGCGGCCGUGGCGGGCGACGCGCCGAGCUUCGAGAGGGCGCCCAUCGCGGGGCCUCAUACUGCCGUUGGGGGUGUGUGGAAGGGCGAAGCGUGGGAGGAGGAGAUGCAGAGCGGAGGUUUGCUGCAUCAGUGGCUGCUGGGCGGAUGGGGACUGCCGAUUGGGGAGAUGUUUGAUCUCGAGGCAUUGAGUGUCAAGUGCGCGGAGCUGGGGAGGUGGACGUUCUUUGUGAGCAGCAUGCCAUUGAAGGUGCCUGGAGGUGUUGCUAGUCCUCCCAACGCCGUGGCGAUCUUUUAA
Molecule: messenger RNA, 2355 nt
Organism: Colletotrichum gloeosporioides
Lineage: Eukaryota; Fungi; Ascomycota; Sordariomycetes; Glomerellales; Glomerellaceae
Product: putative transporter
Exons: 9
Coding region: 1-2355 (784 amino acids)
Biological process (GO): transmembrane transport
Molecular function (GO): transmembrane transporter activity; arylformamidase activity
Source: RefSeq, a predicted model, not a curated record